Corythoichthys intestinalis (scribbled pipefish) is the source of this 3874-nucleotide messenger RNA. It is a transcript of the gene niban2a, whose product is annotated as niban apoptosis regulator 2a. The coding region runs from base 294 to 2765 and encodes 823 amino acids. The record is from RefSeq and is a predicted model, not a curated record. The transcript has 14 exons. Lineage: Eukaryota; Metazoa; Chordata; Actinopteri; Syngnathiformes; Syngnathidae.
GACUUCCAGAAGGUGUGUCUGAAGCUGAACCGUGCGUUUACCACCUCCUUCUUUUCGUCCCCGCCUGCCGCCGCCAGGGUGUUGUCACUUCGCCCAGUACUGCUCGGAACAAAACCUUAGCAAAUACACAGCUGUAGCAGCAGCAGCAGCAACAGCGCCGAAGCCCUGCCGUUUCAAGCCUUCCUAUUCUGAUUUAGGUCGAAUAUCUGGGAAUCUCGUCAAAUUCGACCCGGCAUUACACGCGUGGAAUCGUUUCAGAUUGUGAGUGAGUCGUCGGAGGUUCUGCUGCGACCAUGGGGGACGUGGUUUCCUCUCACCUGGACGAAAGCAAGCGGGAGAUGAUUACAGUGAAAACCAGAGAUGUGAUGAGACAGUUCAGUGAUGUGUACAAGCAGCAGUACGCCGUCGCCCUCUUCAACAGCGUCCGUUACGAGUUAGAAGGAGGAAGCGGGCCACAAUCACAAUUACUACAUCGAAAGGACCCUUUGGCUGGCCGUUCAAUCUUUUCCGGGAAUUUGUUCCAGUACCUUGAGGAGAAUCGCAAGUGGAGAAACCGCUUUGUUUCAGUGCCGAACAACUACAACAUCAACCUCUAUGAGAGUAAAACUGCACAUGAGCGGAGUCUGCAUCCCAAAGUAACUAUCAACUGUGCCGGCUACAAGGCCCUGACCUCCAUUGAAGACUAUAUUGAAUUGAUUAACAACAGUCUCCCAGAUGUCAAAGCCAAAUUGGGCAGCAGUCCUUUUAUCAGGUGUGCAACUCCGUUCCCCCUCAUCCUCUGGCACCCGUAUGCCCGCCACCAUUACUUUUGUGUGAUGACCGAAAAGGAGCAGCAGAAAUGGCACGCCGUCCUUCAAGACUGUAUCCGGCACUGUAACAAUGGUCUGCCAGAGGACUGCACUGUUCAGACACCCGCCUUCACUGAUAGUGUGAGACUGCAUAGACAAGCCGAAGGACACUAUGGGACCUGGGACAUGAUGUGUGGAACUCCUCCCCAGAUUCUGGCAAAUUUAGUGAUGGAGACUCUCCAUCCUGAACUAAGGGAUGCAAUUGGUCCUCGUCUGAAAGGAAAGAUGCAGCAAAGGCAGAGAGACUGGAUGUUUAUCUCAGACGCAGUUUACAGGCAAGUUUUGGCCCAGACCACCAACGAGUAUAAUUCUCUUGUUGAAGCCUGUGAGGUUCAGAAGGUUGAGCUGGAUGCCAGGCUGAGAACUGACAUGGACCAGGUCGUCACAUCUAAAGAACACAUUACCAGCAAAAUUCGAGCCCUGGUGUUACCCAAAGCUGAGUCUCUUCUGAAGAGGAGUGUCCAACCUUACAUCAGCUCCAUCUUAGAGGCCUUGAUGGAGCCCACCAGUCGAGGUUUCGCUGAAGUCAGGGAUGUUUUCUUCAGGGAGGUUGUGGACAUCAGCAAGAACCUGGUUAAUGGAGGAGACCAAGCAAAACUGGGGGAGCACAUGGAGAGGCUCUCUAUGCUCGCCUUCCAUCCAGUCAAAAUGAAAAGCUGCUAUGAUAAUGUGGAGGAGCUCAACCUAGAGGGACUACAGCAAAGGUUCGACGUCUCCAGCCCUUCUGUCUUUGUCAGCAGGGCUCAGAUCCUCAUGAGGGAGCAAAUGGACAAUGCAGUACACACUUUUGAGCAGCUGCUACAGCAGUCUUUGGCUUCCCAGGGAGAUAAUGACCUGUGCAAAGUCAUCCAAGGGUGCCAGGACCGGGUCCUCAAGAAGUAUGAUUAUGACAGCAGCACAGUACGUAAAAAGUUCUUUAGAGAGGCUCUGCUGCAGAUCAUAAUCCCCUACAUGCUGCAACAGCUCGCUCCAUCCUGCUCACCCGAGCUGCCACGUUUUAAAGAACUCGUCUUUGCUGACUUUUCCCGAUUCCUUCUUGUGGAGAAUAUGUUUGAGGAAGUCGUGCUGCAGUCUGUCACGAAGGACAUCAUGAUGGCUGUGAAGGAGGCUGCUGUCCAAAGGAGGCACAAUCUCUACAGAGACAGCAUUGUCAUGACCAACAGCGACCCCAACCUCCACUUGCUCGGCGAAAACCCCCCAGUGGACUGGGCCACUAAAUUCGGCAACGGUGAACCAGAAGGCUCCAGCGGUGACGGUGACGGAGGAUCUGGAAAUAGACGCAAGCAAGUUGUGUCCAUGAUCCAGCUAGAUGGAGUACCACUGCCCUACGAGUCCUGUAUGGAAAUUCCAGGUGUUGAGCUCAUCCCCGAGGAAGAUACCGUUGUGUCCGAUCAUUCCGAGGAGCCGUCUGAGGCCGACCUGCACGAGGGCCCCAAAUCUCCAGAUAGUGUGGAGGAAAUCCGAGAUCUGAUCAAUCCAGUGAUGGAAGUGGUGCUACCAGAAGAAGUCAAGAGUGAUGUGACAAAUGGGAUAGUCCCAACAUUGAGUACCAUCACACUUGAGGAUGGAGAGCAGGAGGAGGUGAGCCACGUCACCGCUAUAGUGGAGGACAUCCCUCUAAAAUCCCCGCAAGAUAAGAGAUCGGCAGAGUCACUCCUUCAGCAGCUCAUAGGAAACAAGAAACAGGAAGAUAAGGAGGAAGCAAAAAUUCAAAGAGCUAUUGAGGAAAUCGAUUUAGCAGUGCAAGGAGAGAGCGAACAAACUGUGGAGGUUUGCGCGGAAAAAACGGAUUCGUCACCACAGCUUCCAUUAGAUACAGACUCCAGCCCACACGAGGAGCCUCAGCUUGUCCAAAAGGAGGUCAACGGCAAGGAAAGUAUCAUUGACCCUGUUGAAGUGGAAGUUGGUGUAGCGUAGGAAGACAAACAGCUGAGGAUGGACAUGCUUUGGAUAGAGACUUUUAUUGUAUCCUUUCCUUGUUGAUGUUGCACACCUCAAGACCAGUUAUCUCUUCCUGGAGUCUUUAAGAUACGAACGAUCCUGGUAAUCGGUUCUUAUGUAUGCAGUUUAAUUAUCCCCCACAAAAGCGUCCUUCGUAUUUUGUGUGUGACACUGAAUGCACCGUAUGUGAUUUUUUUUCCCCUAUUGCUUAUUUUUCUGCAGAUAACAUGUCAGCAUAAAAAAUUGUGGUUAAAUGAGAUGAUUGAAAACCUUGACGAUUUUGCAAUAACGUGCUCACAGGGCAUCCUUCUGUUUAACAGCAGGGGGUGCUGUAGUAUAAGCCUUUGUAUGUUUAUUCAAAUAUGUUUUAACUACUACAGUUUUUGAAAUUUUAUCUAUUUUUGUAAGUGUUUCUGUAUUUAUAAUAUACAAGUACUCUAUAAUUAAUGUGUCUGUUAAACCAAUGGCUGGCUUAACUCAUUGCAGUAGGUUCCAUAAACGAGAACAUUAGCCUUUAUAUUUCCUCGGCUUCAUUAUAUGUACAUUGUAUCAAACGUUGCGGGUGUCUUCUUGAGCACAUUUUCUUAUUUAAUUCAUUGGACUCAAAGGUUAAAUUUGCUCAACUCAAAUAAAUGUUCGAAUUUUGUAAGUAUUUAUCACAUAGGUGUUGGCAUGUGUAGCUAAAUGAGUCGAAAAUUUCUUGCUGGAGAACAAGCUUGUAAAAUUCUUGAUCUGGGAACCUUGAGACGUCAUGACACAUACAUUAUACUGCAGGACAAAUUUUCCAUGGAUAAAUUAUGGGAUGUGUUUCAUUUGAAAUGCUGAGAAGAGAGUAGCACAUCCUUCUCUUUCCAUUUUAAUUUUUACAGCUUACAUUAUAAAAAUCACUUUGCAUUUUGGCAGAUUUGUCUCAACUCGUACAUUGCAAGAUUUUAGAUCCUUUAACUAUGCAGUGUUUUUAGCAGAGGGGAACACUCGUUUAUUUAUUCCUGUUCCUGUGUGAUUGUGCUUUUACAAGUUGCUGUCUUGCUUUUGUCACCUUGAAAUAUGUACAAUUAUUGAAUAAAGUUAUUUCCUGACCAAUA